Cajanus cajan (pigeon pea) is the source of this 2711-nucleotide messenger RNA. Its product is annotated as cyclin-dependent kinase F-4. Gene Ontology annotation, molecular function: ATP binding; protein kinase activity. The record is from RefSeq and is a predicted model, not a curated record. Gene Ontology annotation, biological process: protein phosphorylation. NCBI's taxonomy places the organism in Eukaryota, Viridiplantae, Streptophyta, Magnoliopsida, Fabales, Fabaceae.
AGUUGGAGUCGAGGACAAGAAAAGAGGGAAGCCAGAAGGCAUAAAUUAGGUGCGUGCGUGAGAGACACCCAUUUUCUAAUUCCUAUAUUUCUUGAGAGAGAGAGAGAGAAGAAAAACAAAGCGAGGGUUAUCGUUUACGAACAACAAGAAGCUCUGGAUUCCGCCUCUUCCCGUCCUUCGAGACGGUUGUUAUGCUGCUUGCUCUUCAGGUUGGACUGGGUUUGAAUCUAAAGGAUUGUGAUUUAUAUUUUGAGACAUGGAGGGAGUUUGUUUCUGGACAAAUUGCUACCAGUAUCGGUUUUUUGCAUUCCAAGAAGUGCUUGAUUGGCGAGUUUUCAUCCUUGGAGAUUUUCAUCGGGUUUCCUUUGUUAAUUGCACUUAGUGUUCUGCUCCCCUUUAAUGAUCAGCGCAGGGUACGUGAUGCUACUUUCUUCUGAUACAGGUGCUGCAUCUUUAGUGCACUUGUACAAGUAAGCGCUUAUUCUUAUUCUUUGCAAAACACCGAUCCAAAAAGAAGUGUCUUGAUAAGUGUUCCUUUGACAGUGCAUUGCUGACCCAACAUUCAGUUAAAACUUCCGGGCUGAAGUCUAUAGAUUGGUGACUGAAUAUUGGAUUCUGGCUGCAUCUUUUGAGUGAGAAGCAUUUGCAUUGAAUCAGUGCGGACUGUAGUUAUUGAAUUUGUCUCGUUGUUGCUCUUGAUGGGUAUAUUUGCUGACAAUACACCAGUUAUCCAAAGUUUCUGAAAAAAUCCUACAUCGAUUAGAUGAAGUAGAUCUUGAUAUGGUUAUGAAGUCUUGGGUCACGGUUAUUUUAGCUAGAGAGAAAUGAUAUGGCUUUGAUCAGCCAUUUUAGUGGGACCUGAGAAGUGUCAGUAUGAUCUCUGGUUUUUGUUCAUUUAUACCACCUUUAUCCUGCUACCAUUUCAAAGCUGUGGGUCUAUUAAUGAAUAAAGCUGUGCAGCCCGUCCGUCUGAAAGUUUCUGCUUCUAUGCCCUCUUUUGCUAUGACAGAAAAUUGAUGGUGGAUUUUGCUGGACAAGCAGGAACCUGUUAAUAUUUUAUAAACCUCUGAGCAUCAUCAGCUACACGAGAUAAAUGCCAUUUAUCUUUUGUGUUUUUGUUUAUAUUUGUUGAAUAAAGAAAGCGCUGCUUUGUGUUCCACGGGAACAAUGGAGAGGUACAAGUUAAUUAAGGAAGUUGGUGAUGGGACGUUUGGGAGUGUCUGGAGAGCUAUUAAUAAGCAAACUGGUGAAGUUGUUGCUAUUAAGAAAAUGAAGAAGAAAUAUUACUCUUGGGAGGAGUGUGUAAAUCUGAGAGAAGUCAAGUCAUUACGAAAAAUGAACCACCCAAAUAUUGUGAAGCUGAAGGAAGUUAUUCGGGAAAGUGACAUUUUGUACUUUGUUUUUGAGUACAUGGAAUGCAACCUAUACCAACUUAUGAAAGACAGGGAAAAACUGUUUUCUGAAGGUGAAAUUAGAAAUUGGUGUUUUCAAGUUUUCCAAGGUCUUGCUUACAUGCACCAGCGUGGAUACUUCCAUCGUGACCUGAAGCCUGAAAACUUGUUGGUUACGAAGGAUAUAAUCAAAAUCGCUGAUUUUGGCCUAGCCCGAGAAAUCUGUUCACAACCACCCUACACUGAGUAUGUCUCCACACGAUGGUAUCGUGCUCCUGAAGUGCUGCUUCAGUCUUAUCUGUAUACAUCUAAAGUUGACAUGUGGGCAAUGGGUGCUAUAAUGGCUGAGCUUUUCUCUCUUCGUCCACUUUUCCCAGGUGUAAGUGAAGCAGAUGAGAUCUACAAAAUAUGUGGUGUAAUAGGCAAUCCAACCCUUGAAUCUUGGGCUGAUGGACUUAAACUUGCAAGGGAUAUUAACUACCAGUUUCCACAGCAUGCCGGUGUGCAUCUUUCUGCGUUGAUCCCGUCUGCAAGUGAUGAUGCAAUCAGCCUUAUCACAUCACUUUGCUCCUGGGAUCCCUGCAAGAGGCCAACAGCUUCAGAGGCCCUUCAACAUCCUUUCUUCCAGAGUUGCUUUUACAUUCCUCCAUCCCUUCGCAGCAGAGCUGUAGCGAGAACUCCUCCACCCGCUGGAACUAGAGGAGCACUGGAUCAGCAAGGGGUUAAGAGAUAUUCCGGUGCUUUACCUAAUUCAAAGCUCACCAAUAAUUUUUCCUCGCUGAAAUUACAUCCUCCUUUAGCUUCAGGUGUGCAACGGAAGCUGGAUAUGGUUCAUCAGGAUGCUAUUAAGAACGAAAAGCCAAUGAGGACUACUAAACCUAAAUAUCGACAGCCGGGAAAGGAGAGCCCAACUUAUAUGAACAAGGGGAGGUCUGGACGUGGGGUUUCUGAAACAGCUGAGAAGUUGGGGAAUUUGACUGUUGGCAGUCGAAGACAAUCAAUGGGGCGUCCUCCAGCAAUGAAGGCUGGAGUGAAUUGGAUUUCUGAAUUUGGGCCAGCACAACAGAUUCCGACUGGAAGAACUUUCACAAGAAAAGUUGCCGGAUGAAGAGGGAGAUUCUAUUUCUAUGAUAUAUGCAUGCUCAUUGUGAAUGUGUGUUUGGACAUAUAAUACAUAUCUUCAUGACUUAGCCCUACUCUAAACUACAACAAUACUAGUACUGCUAUUACUUGUGUGGAACAUACAGAGCUAAGCUGAUGUUUUUUAAUAAAUAAAUAAAUUUGUGCUUAUAAUAUAAAUAUAGUUUUUCCUUGUGUAUA